Molecule: messenger RNA, 4282 nt
Organism: Cebus imitator (Panamanian white-faced capuchin)
Lineage: Eukaryota; Metazoa; Chordata; Mammalia; Primates; Cebidae
Gene: CHRNA7
Product: cholinergic receptor nicotinic alpha 7 subunit
Exons: 10
Coding region: 102-1610 (502 amino acids)
Biological process (GO): chemical synaptic transmission; regulation of membrane potential; signal transduction
Cellular component (GO): postsynaptic membrane; neuron projection; synapse
Molecular function (GO): transmembrane signaling receptor activity; acetylcholine-gated monoatomic cation-selective channel activity
Source: RefSeq, a predicted model, not a curated record
UCCUUAAAGCGCGCGAGCAGAGCUGAGAGGCGGCUCCGUGGCCGCAGGCGCAGGCCUGGGCUGCAGCCGAGACGUGAGGCGCGCCGGCUCCGGGACUCAACAUGCGCUGCUCGCCGGGAGGCGCCUGGCUGGCGCUGGCCGCGUCGCUCCUGCACGUGUCCCUGCAAGGCGAGUUCCAGAGGAAGCUCUACAAGGAGCUGGUGAAGAACUACAACCCCUUGGAGAGGCCGGUGGCCAAUGACUCGCAGCCGCUCACCGUCUACUUCUCCCUGAGCCUCCUGCAGAUCAUGGACGUGGAUGAGAAGAACCAAGUUUUAACCACCAACAUUUGGCUGCAAAUGUCUUGGACAGAUCACUAUUUACAGUGGAAUGUGUCAGAAUAUCCAGGAGUGAAGACUGUACGUUUCCCAGAUGGCCAGAUUUGGAAACCAGACAUUCUGCUCUAUAACAGUGCCGAUGAGCGCUUUGACGCCACAUUCCACACCAACGUCUUGGUGAAUUCUUCCGGGCACUGCCAGUACCUGCCUCCAGGCAUAUUCAAGAGUUCCUGCUACAUCGAUGUACGCUGGUUUCCCUUUGAUGUACAGCAUUGCAAAUUGAAGUUCGGGUCCUGGUCUUAUGGAGGCUGGUCCUUGGAUCUGCAGAUGCAGGAUGCAGAUAUCAGUGGCUAUAUCCCCAAUGGAGAAUGGGACCUCGUGGGAAUCCCUGGCAAGAGAAGCGAAAAGUUCUAUGAGUGCUGCAAAGAGCCCUACCCCGACGUCACCUUCACGGUGACCAUGCGCCGCAGGACCCUCUACUACGGCCUCAACCUGCUCAUCCCCUGCGUACUCAUCUCCGCCCUCGCCCUGCUGGUGUUUCUGCUUCCUGCAGAUUCUGGGGAGAAGAUUUCCCUGGGGAUAACAGUCUUGCUCUCCCUUACUGUCUUCAUGCUGCUUGUGGCCGAGAUCAUGCCCGCAACAUCCGAUUCAGUGCCAUUGAUAGCCCAGUACUUUGCCAGCACCAUGAUCAUCGUGGGCCUCUCGGUGGUGGUGACAGUGAUCGUGCUGCAGUACCACCACCACGACCCCGAUGGGGGCAAGAUGCCCAAGUGGACCAGAGUCGUCCUCCUGAACUGGUGCGCGUGGUUCCUCCGCAUGAAGAGGCCCGGGGAGGACAAGGUGCGCCCGGCCUGCCAGCACGCGCGGCGGCGCUGCAGCCUGGCCAGCGUGGAGAUGAGCGCGGUGGCGCCGCCGCCCGCCAGCAACGGGAACCUGCUGUACAUCGGCUUCCGCGGCCUGGACGGCGUGCACUGCGCCCCGACCCCCGACUCCGGGGUGGUGUGCGGCCGCAUGGCCUGCUCCCCCACGCACGACGAGCACCUCCUGCACGCCGGGCAGCCCCCCGAGGGGGACCCGGACCUGGCCAAGAUCCUGGAGGAGGUCCGCUACAUCGCCAACCGCUUCCGCUGCCAGGACGAGAGCGAGGCGGUCUGCAGCGAGUGGAAGUUCGCGGCCUGCGUGGUGGACCGCCUGUGCCUCAUGGCCUUCUCGGUCUUCACCAUCAUCUGCACCAUCGGCAUCCUCAUGUCGGCUCCCAACUUCGUGGAGGCCGUGUCCAAAGACUUCGCGUAGCCGCGCCUGGCUCUGUACAUGUGGGAAACGCACAGAUGGGCAAAGCCUUUGGCUUGGGGAGAUUUGGGGGUGCUAAUCCAGGACAGCAUUAACGUGGCAAUUCCGAUGUUCCCGUAGGGCUGUCAGUCGUGUUGUUCUGGUUUCCUUGUUACUUUAGGUAAUAGGCUCUCAGCACUCUGUUCAGUACUCUCAGAUGGGCUGAUCCAUACCCUUGGCCCGUCCGUGCUGUCGGUCAGCAGGGCCUCUGAGAGGUUAUUUUGCCCAUGAGCCCGCUGCCUGGAAAGCCCUUCAGAGAGCUCCCAGUGGCUCCUCACCGCCGGGACAGUUGGUUCUGCAUGUCUGCAUGCCACUUGCCAUGAAGGUCUACCUGAAAAUUCAACAUUUGCCUUUUGCCUGUGUACAAACCUAGAUUGAAGCUAAAAUAAACCAGACUCACUAAAUCCAUUCCAAUAAUUGACUGGUGGAAGGAAAACAAAAAACUAAAACUAAAAAAACUAAAAACUAAAUCUGACAGCUUUUCUGCAAUUCAACUUUUAUUUUUAUUUUAUUUUUUCUAUCAAAGACAAUUGGUAGAGAGAAGCAGUUUUAUGUGGUUUCUGUGUUAGAGAGACAGAGAGAAAGAGAGACUGUGGGUCUUGCUAAGGAUGUUUUUACCAGCCUCCCUGGCUUCUGCAAACCCACCUUGUCAAGGAAAUCAAAGGGACACGGGUUUCUGUUUAUUCUGAACAAGGACCAGGCCCCAUGGAGUGUCUCUGGUGGAUCCCAGACAACUCCUAAAUGCCGCUACUCUCAGACACUGAGGUGUUGAGCAAAUCUGUUCUAUUCUGCAGAACCCACAGGACAAAUAGAAUUCUACUAGAAUUAACAGCCCAAAAGAAUAGCUAAAGCUAAGUGAAGCCAUUUAUGUGGGCUUUAAAAAAAAUAAUGUGUUAGCUGAUUAACAUGCACUGGAGUGCAUUAGUCUUAGAAACAUGCACAUCCAUACAAAUGCACAGCAUCAAGUGAACAUACUGCAUAUUCCUAGGCCCUGUGUGUCAGGGCCUGGAAGUGGGGGCUGGGAACUCUUCUGGUCCCUCCUAUGGCAGUUGCCAGGAGGGGGCGAUGUGGUCCAUCCCUUUUCUGGAUACCUGGCCAGUGGCAGGCAGGUAUCCAGGCCGCAGUGCUCUGGAUAGGGAGGAGCUGGCAGACCCUCAGUGACUGAUAAGCCAGCAACUCUAGGUUCUGGCCUUUGGGAAUCUGCCUGCCCCGAGCCCGUCCACCUGUCGUGGACAGCCCAGAAAACUGGCUUAAGGUCCAUGGGUGGAUUCCCUGGAGAUGAGCAGCUUGAAAACAAGAGAAACUUUAAUUUUUCAACCUAACUGCUGAUACAGCCCUUCCCUUAGAUUAUCUAGCUGACAGUAUCACUUUGUCUCUUCUCUUUCUUAUUUUUUUAGUGAGGUCAGAGGGUAAUUCACCAAGAAAGACCUCUCCUAUUCCAUUGUAUCAUCCAACAGCUGCUCAGACCUCAAAAUUGUAGAAGGCUUCUGAGCCCCUAGAGAUUUUUAAUUUGCUUCUAACCCUUGAGAUGGGAACAUCAUGAGGGAAGAUUUUAUUUUCAGAGUUAAAUAAAUCAUAUGUGUUUUUCCAGCCAUCCAGCUCACUCAUUUCUGGGUAAUGCACAUGAAUUUAUUUGCACUAGAGGAAGGUGGAAGCUUGUGUGUGUUCAGGGUGUGUGUGUGUGUGUAAGUGCACAAGUACCUGUGUGUGUGACUUAAGAGACUUCACUUACAAGAAAGUUGAUGAAUCAGGGCACUCCAGCCUCAGGCGGUUUGGAGCAGGAUCUUCCAGCAGUCACUCCUUCCACAUGCUAUGGAUGAACUGUGCACAAGAUUUUUAUUUAUUUUUUCUAUUACAAUGCUUUAAAAACAAGUAGGAGUGUUUUGAUAUGUAAAGGGAAUGCUUCAUUUCUUAUCAUUAUCCCAAAAUUGAUCCCUCCCACAUUUUUGUUUAAAAAAGAAACCUUUUGGGGUUUGUGCAGGAACACAUAAAAUGCAAACCAAAGUUGUGCAUAUUUUGACCCCUGAAAAAACUACUCUGUCAUUUAAUAAAGUAAUAAUAGGGAAUAGAUGUGCACAUAGUUAGAAAAGUAUAAGUGGUUAAAAACAACAGCCUCCCAUACUGCCCCUUUUCUCUCUCAGAGAGGACCAUUAAUGAGCUUCUAGGGGCAUUUCUAGAAAAGAAAAAAAGAAGGUAAGAGGCCAAAGCAAGAGGGACGGGGGCAUGGAGAGAGACAUCCCUUCCCAGCACUAACGCUCUGUGAAGUGCUCUGCACCUCGCAUUCUUCACGUGGUGUUUCGUAUUAGAGGUCGUCCCGUAAUAACAUAUAAAGAUCUACCUCAUUCUUCCUAAUAGCUGCUUAGCAUUCCAUUGUCUCAGCGGACUGUCAUUUAUUUGAAUAGCCUUUUACUGGUGAACAUAUGGAUAUUUCCGGUUUUUAUUUUUAUAUACAAAUCUAUAAUUGGCAUGCUUGUACAUACAUCUUAACAUACUUUUGUGACUAAAGCUUGGUGUAAAUUCCAACUUAGAAAUGGAAUUGCUGAGUUUUAAGGUUAUGUGUAUUUAAAAUUUUGAUAGAUAUUGCCAGAUUAUCUUCUAGAAACUGAUCAAUAGAUGUAACUCCAUGAAGAGUACAA